GCGACAGCAGCGAUGUGGAAGACCAACGGGCACAAGUUCAAGCCGCACCACGAUGGGCUGCUCGUCAGCUACGACAAGGACGACGGGGAGGAGAAGGGCGGGUGGAGCAUGAGGCAGCGCGUGGAGGAGCGGCAGCGCAAGGCGGAGGCGGACCUCUCCCGCGUGCUCUACCGCUGCGCCGCCUGCAACCACUUCUGCUUCAAACUCGCGCGCCCGCUGUCAGCCCUUCCCGAAAGGCGCACGGAUGGCAGCAGGGUGGUGGAGGCAGCAACGGAUCUGGUGACCAUGAUGGCCGUGAAGGGCGGCCAGAAGCUGCUCAAGAGCAACCGCGGCAUUGGUGUGUGGACGUCACCUGGAGCACGCGUUCUCACCGCCCAACAAUGACACCGGGGAUGCCUUAUCGCCACCCCGGCAACGCCGUUGCUCAUGUGCUGCCUGCGCCCGCACGCUGCCUCAACUGCCCUGCAUUCUCCUCGCCGCUGCACUUGCGCUCUCUGUGUGCGCUUCUCGUCCCCAUGGCUCCUUCAAUGCCGUGGGUGCGCGGUGCUACACGUGGGGGCAGGGAGAAGGGGGUGGAGCGCCAGUUCCGGUACAACUGUGAGCUCUGUGACGCCUGCAUCGCGUACCGCCCCGUGCCCUACGAGCAGGACUGCAAGUACAUCUACCUCUUCCCCGAGGCCUUGACGGAGUUCAAGCCAGGCCAGCUGAGCCACUCCUCCCUGGCAGCAGCAGUGGCGGCAGCAGUGGCAGCGGGCGUGGCGGUGUCCCCAGCGGUGGCUCAGCUGCGCCCCGUCACCGUGGCCACCACACUAUAUUUCAGCCUUUCUCCCUCCUGCCCCCCCCUACUCACCCACCAGGCCUUGACGGAAUCCAAGCCAGGCCAGCCGAGCCACUCCUCCCCAGCAGCAGCGGUGGCGGCAGCAGUGGCAGCGGGCGUGGCGGUGUCCCCAGCGGUGGCGCAGCUGCGCCCCGUCACUGUGGCUGCUGACGGGCUGCCCUCCAUCCUUGGCCUCCCCGGCAUGCCCCUCCUUGCCAUUGCUGAGGACGCUGCUGCCGCUGCUGCUGCGCCAGAUGGCGCUGAUGCUGCUGGUGGUGGUGGUGCUGAUGGUAGAGAUGGGCAGGGGGGUGGAGAGGGGGAGGUGGUGAAGGGAGGGAAGGAGGGUGAAGAAGGGAAGGCAGGGGAGGAGGAAGUUGAUGGAAGCAGUGUCAAUGGCGAAAGCAGGCAAGAGGAGAGCAGGGCACAGGUGCGUGCGGUCCCCCUGUGUUGA
This is a messenger RNA of Closterium sp. NIES-65, 1268 nucleotides long. The record is from the annotation of a GenBank genome assembly. NCBI's taxonomy places the organism in Eukaryota, Viridiplantae, Streptophyta, Zygnematophyceae, Desmidiales, Closteriaceae.